Molecule: messenger RNA, 1885 nt
Organism: Danio aesculapii
Lineage: Eukaryota; Metazoa; Chordata; Actinopteri; Cypriniformes; Danionidae
Gene: p2rx5
Product: purinergic receptor P2X, ligand-gated ion channel, 5
Exons: 12
Coding region: 82-1509 (475 amino acids)
Biological process (GO): monoatomic cation transmembrane transport; response to ATP
Cellular component (GO): plasma membrane; nuclear inner membrane
Molecular function (GO): extracellularly ATP-gated monoatomic cation channel activity; purinergic nucleotide receptor activity
Source: RefSeq, a predicted model, not a curated record
ACAUUAGGGGAAGACCAGGCUGCAGCACCACCGGCGCAGAGCAGUUGACAGCUGCUUCGAAGCUGUCAUUGACACAGGAGCAUGGCUCAGACCUGGGGUAACUUUUUCUUCUCUCUCCUCGAUUACAAGACUGAGAAAUUUGUCAUCGCUAAAAACAAAAAGGUCGGAGUUCUGUUCAGACUCUUUCAACUGACGGUGAUCGGAUAUCUGAUCGGGUGGGUUUUCAUUUGGAAAAAGGGAUACCAGGAGACUGAGGAAGCCAUCCAGAGUUCUGUGAUCACCAAACUCAAGGGUGUGGAUCUCACCAACAGCUCUCAGUUUGGUUUGCAGCUAUGGGGUGCAGAGGACUAUGUCAUUCCUCCACAAGGGGACAGAGUCUUCUUUAUAGUGACAAACUACCUAGUGACACCAAACCAAAAAUUAGGUUACUGCCCUGAGAGUUCUAAAGUGCCAGACGGUUUUUGUACAAAUGACAAUGAAUGUGUGGAAGGGGAAUCUGUCAUAGCAGGACACGGAGUGAAGACAGGCCGCUGUCUGAAUGAAACAGGGACAUGUGAGAUUAAUGCCUGGUGCCCUGUUGAGCAUGGCCACGCACCAUCGGAGCCUAUGCUGGCAAAGGCUGAAAACUUCACAGUCUAUGUAAAGAACUUCAUCAAGUUUCCAAAGUUCGGCUUCUUCAAAUCAAAUGUCCUGCCCACCACCAACAGCACAUAUCUGAAGACAUGCCGAUACGACAAGGACCAUCAUCCCUACUGUCCCAUCUUUCUUGUGGGAGAUGUAAUUAACUGGACUGGAUACACUUUCCAGGAUUUGGCAACAAAGGGUGGUUCAAUUGGAAUUGGAAUUGAGUGGAAUUGUGAUUUGGAUAAAGAUGAAUCUCACUGUAACCCUGAAUACAGCUUCACACGCUUGGAUUCCUCUGAAAACUCACAGCACUCGGUCACCUCAGGCUACAACUUCAGAUUUGCUCGAUACUACAAUGAUGCAGCAGGACAGACCUAUCGAAAUCUAUUCAAAGUGUAUGGCAUUCGCUUUGAUAUACUAGUAAAUGGAAAGGCUGGGAGAUUCAGUAUUAUUCCUACUGUGAUCAAUAUUGGCUCUGGACUUGCUUUAAUGGGCGCUGGGGUUUUCGCCUGUGACAUGAUUCUCCUCUACAUGAUGAGCAAAAGCUCCUUCUACCGAGAGACAAAAUUUGAGGCAAUCAAAAAAAAGCAAUCUGGAGAGCAGAGAGAGAGAAAGCAUGCCCGCCACCAUCGUCAUCAUCAUCAUCGGCAAGAUGGACGACACCGGAGAGAGGAGAAGCAGACGGCAGAGAUGCAGCCCUUGACAUCAGUGUUGACUCAGGCCAAUAACAACCCAGAGAGACAGACGCAGCCCAGCACAGCCUCAGCACUCAAACCCCACAGUCCCGAGAGGAAGCCACAGGCAGCGGUGUCAUUCAGAACUCACACUGCUGAAAAACACACCGUUUCCCCCGUUUCCACGUUGAGAGCAGCACGCCACCAGUAGAGCACUCAUCAUGCUCAAUGCUAUCGGAUUAACUGUGGAUGAAUGAAGGGAGUUACUAUAGCAGGUCUAUCUUCAAUCCUACCAAUGAGGAAUAAUGCCAGUAUUGUUUAUGCUCAUUUACAGGUUUUGUUACGAAGAGAUGUUCAAUUAUUUAAUAUAAAUCUGGCCUGACACUACAAAUGCUCAAGCCCAGGUUUAAUAAAUGUUAAAAUACUUGAAGAACAAUGCCUGGCCAACUGUGUUGUUUUCACUAUGGAUAAAUGUGAAAAUCGAUUUUUUAACACUACGGUUUACAUGUUUGGCUCUGCUUUAACUAAAUUAAGAGUUUUAUUUUUAUUCAUUAAACUGUGGUGACAAUAAAGACAUUUAGGCAUUA